AUAUUUUUUAAAUCAAUUCGAAAAACACACCCAAUUUUUAAAAUCAUUAACAACUCAUUAAUUGACUUACCUAGCCCAUCUAAUAUUUCUUCUUGAUGAAAUAUAGGAUCCCUACUAGCUUUAUGUCUAAUAAUUCAAAUUAUUACUGGAUUAUUUUUAACAAUAUAUUACACAGCAAAUAUUGAAAUAGCUUUUUAUAGAGUAAAUUAUAUUUGCCGAAAUGUAAACUAUGGUUGAAUAAUUCGAACAUUACAUGCUAAUGGAGCUUCAUUUUUUUUUAUUUGCAUUUAUUUACAUAUCGGACGAGGAAUUUACUAUGAAUCUUUUAACUUAAAAUAUGUAUGAUUAAUUGGAAUUAUAAUUUUAUUUAUACUAAUAGCAACUGCUUUCAUAGGUUAUGUCUUACCCUGAGGUCAAAUAUCUUUUUGGGGGGCAACCGUAAUUACAAAUCUAUUAUCUGCAAUCCCUUAUUUAGGAACUAUAUUAGUAAAUUGAAUUUGAGGGGGAUUUGCUGUAGAUAAUGCUACAUUAACCCGAUUUUACACAUUUCAUUUUUUAUUACCGUUCAUUAUUUUAAUAUUAACAAUAAUCCAUUUAUUAUUUUUACACCAAACAGGAUCUAAUAACCCUUUAGGAUUAAAUAGAAACUUAGAUAAAAUUCCAUUUCAUCCAUUUUUUACUUUUAAAGAUUUAAUUGGAUUUAUUAUUUUAAUUAAAAUAUUAACUUUAUUAACCUUAAUUAAUCCUUAUUUAUUAGGUGAUCCAGAUAAUUUCACACCAGCAAAUCCAUUAGUAACACCAGUUCAUAUUCAACCCGAAUGAUAUUUUUUAUUUGCUUAUGCAAUUCUUCGAUCAAUCCCAAAUAAAUUAGGAGGAGUAAUUGCCUUAAUUAUAUCAAUUAUAAUUUUAAUUAUCUUACCAUUUACAUUUAAAAAAAAAAUUCAAGGAAUUCAAUUUUAUCCAAUUAAUCAAAUUAUUUUUUGAAUAUUCUUAGUAAUUAUAAUUUUAUUAACAUGAAUCGGAGCCCGACCUGUAGAAAAUCCAUAUAUUAUUACAGGACAAUUAUUAACAAUUAUAUAUUUUUUAUAUUUUUUUUUAAAUCCAAUUAUCGGAAUAUACUGAGAUAAAAUUUUAUUUAAUAAAAAAAAAUAA
Molecule: messenger RNA, 1152 nt
Organism: Bombyx mori (domestic silkworm)
Lineage: Eukaryota; Metazoa; Arthropoda; Insecta; Lepidoptera; Bombycidae
Source: the annotation of a RefSeq genome assembly